AUGCCGUCCAUAUGCGCGGAGUGCAAGAAGUUUCUGAAUGACCACGCCGGUCGGGAUGCGCCCGCUUUCGUCGGCGAAGCAUACGAGGCUUCGCGCAAGAUGGACGACAGGUUCAAACUCAAUAUGCGCGGCGCUAGGGCCAUUGAGAGCACCGGCUUUGAUGGUGGGGCCGGCUCUGCGGAGGGUGCGGAGGGCGGGGAUGGCGAGGUCGGUGCCGCAGACGACGGGAGCGAUGACAUACCGGACUUGCUAUCGGAGGAAGAAUGGGGUCGCACAGCGUGA
This is a messenger RNA of Peniophora sp. CBMAI 1063, 282 nucleotides long. NCBI's taxonomy places the organism in Eukaryota, Fungi, Basidiomycota, Agaricomycetes, Russulales, Peniophoraceae. The record is from the annotation of a GenBank genome assembly.